Messenger RNA from Pseudocercospora fijiensis CIRAD86, 1552 nucleotides. RefSeq lists its product as uncharacterized. The transcript has 2 exons. The record is from RefSeq and is a predicted model, not a curated record. NCBI's taxonomy places the organism in Eukaryota, Fungi, Ascomycota, Dothideomycetes, Mycosphaerellales, Mycosphaerellaceae. Bases 125 to 1552 code for a protein of 475 amino acids.
UCCUCACACAGAAGCACAUGCGGUUUGGAGAGUAGGAAAAGGCGCCACUUGGAAUGGAACAAUAAGACGACUUGAAGCGUGGUGUGUUUCACAGCGAAACGAAGCCGAACAUCAGCCAGCAGCAAUGUCUGGCAGCUACACCUUUCCUCCCAUCGAGGCGACCACCGCGCCCGGCACGCCAUAUUACACGCCUUCUCACAGCAGAGACAACUCGUAUGCAAGCGUACAUCACCUGUCGCCGAACAAAAAAGCAGGGUCGAACGGAUACAUGAACAGCAGUAGCAAUGCGAAUGGUCACGGCGGCAGCUACCAUGUCAGGAAGGCUGGAUCCAAUCAUGCCCUGCAAAACAGCUUGCAUACACUGAGCGAAGUCAGCAACGAGACCACGCCUGUUGUGUCACCGUCAGAGGAGUUCAAUCGCUCGCUAGACUUCAACUCGUUGGCGCACGUCGCAAACGGCCACGUCCAUUCGCACUCGCACUCACGCAAUCACCACCACCAACACCACCACCACGAUCAUCACUCGCACGCCCACAGUCACUCGCUCCCACUCCCACUCCCACUCCCUAUGAAAGGCCGACCGCGAGGAGAAUCCGACCUGGGCAGACCUCUACAGACAUAUCAUCCAGCACUUGCCCCAGCUUCCAAACCAUGGUUCUCUCUGCCAGAGGCGUUGACCAGCCUUUUAAUACCGCUGCCAUAUUUGCUGGUGUCCGCCGCUUACGGUACGAGCAGCGCACUCGAAGAGGAUGGCCUCCCACCACUUUCCGCAUAUGCUCGAUUGCAGAGGUCUGUGCUCGGAGAAGGUCAGCCUGGGCCUGAGAGUUUGGUGAGAAGAGGGAACAGCUUGGUGGAAGCAUGUACGCUCACAUCGGGUACUUUGCUUUUGGUGGGCAUAAUAGCGAAGAUGCGCUCCUCGGAAAGAAUGCUGGACAGGAGGAAGGAUAAGGUGGAAGCGCUGCCUCGUUUAAAUGGCCUUUUAACGACGGCAUCUGUGCAAAAGAUGGCCGUUCGAAGUCUGAGCGUAGGAUUGCCGUACUAUGCUGCAACACAAAUCGGUGGCAUGCGAACAGGCAUUAUGCUCCUAAUAGCACUGGCAUCUGGUCUUGCCAACACUGACGCGACGCCUCGAGCGACUCUUCACGAUUGGAGGCACAUCCUCACCUCGCGGAUAGGCUCUCUUGCGGUAAUAGUGCUAGCCAUGCUGCUAGACUUUGGCGGUGUCACUUUUAGAGCAUCCUUCAGCGACUUGCUCUUGGGAUAUCUGGCUCUGGCUUGCUCCAUCUUUUUAAUCUCACCUCCACUUCCAUCGCUUGGAUCCGGGGUUACAUCUCAGCCCUCGAGCGCCAUCACUCCCACCACCCCUGUCAGCUAUCGCAAUUCUUGGAAGCACGGGUGCGGUAUCCCUCGCAUCCACGAUCCUGGUGUCUGGGCUAUUGUCUACAUCGCCUCCCGUGUCCGUCUCCGCAGUCGCAUUCAGCACUUUGGCAAUUGCAUCUUCCACAGCAGCGAUACUCUUCGCGCAACCGUCAGCACUGCGGAGUCAAUAUAG